AUGUUUCUUCAACAAUUAUUGUUACACUCGGAACAAUAUCCAAACCUAUUGAUUCUUGGAAAUUGCAACAGUAAAUCACAUGUUCCAUUCCUAUUGAAUAAGAUUGUAAAGAGAGUGAUUUCAUCAGCAACUUCAAAUGCCAGUUUGGAAGAGGAUUUAAUGUUGAAUGAUAAUCACAGUGAUGAUGAAAAUGAACAACCACAAAAGAAUAAUUCUAAAUCAAACAAACUCUCGGAGGAUGAUAUUUUGAAAAAUCAAAAACAAGAUUUACGAUUAUUAAUUAUUGAUGCUGGAGAUUAUAAACAAGCAAUUCCUAAAAGACUUCAACAGGAUAUGAAUAGAUAUCAUGCAACUUUUAAAAAAUCCACUGAUGAGAGUGACAAGUUGGUCAUUCGUGUUGAUUCAACAGAUUUUGAAAAGGCUAAUGAUUUGUACAAAUAUAUUAAUUCAAUUUUGACAUCACAAUGGUCAUCAUCGGAUUCUAGUAAGAAAAAGAAGGUUAUAGUAGUUAUUAAUUCAUUGAGUGCUCUUGCAUUUUGGUUUGGAGAUAGUCCAGCAUUCCAACUUGUACAAAAACUUCUUCAAUUGAGUAAUUCUCAAGAUAGUAGAGUUUGUUCUGUAGUGAGUGUAGUUCAUACAGAUACACAUCCAAAGAAUGUAGUUGAACAAUACAAACUCCAUGCUCAGGGUAUAAUUUCAAUUAUUGCCUCAGAGGAUAUGGAUCAAGAUGAAACUUUUUAUUUCCCUGUUGAAGGAUCAAAUCAAGACGAAGAAGAAUUGGAAGAAAAAAUACUCAACAUUGCAGCAAUUGAUUUCAAAUGUGACAUUCAUAGUUUGAGACUUGGAGGAAAAUUACUUUUCAAUGAGGAAUAUUAUAAAAUCAGUGCAACUAGUGAUGAUGAAGGUGCAAUGACUCAUGUCAAGCAUCCAUUCAUUGCCAAGAGACAAAAGAAGGUCAAGAGUGAAAAGCAUCACGAUGAAGAAGAGGAAAAGCCUCAACAACAAAAUGUGACAACCACUCAACAAUCUGGAGUUAAAAGACAUGUUGGAGAAAAGAGACACAUUACUAUUGGAGAGGAGCAUGUACAUGGUCCAAAUUGUUCUCACAAUAAUACUAGUGGUAGCUCAAUGAGUGGAGGAGUUAGAAAGAGUGGACUUUCACUUUUGGAUACCUUUGAUGAAAGAGAGAAGGAAAAGGCCAGACAAAAUCGUAUGGAUAGACCAAUGACAAAAGAAGACAUUGAAAACCAAGUAACUUUCAAGAUUGGCCUCACAGAAAAGGAAAAGAGAGCUAGAGAAACUCUUGAACUGCCAUUUAUGAAGGAAGGUCUCACUAACCAUUCAAAUUUGACACCACAAGAGCAAAGAAAACAAAAUCAAGGAUUCAUUAUCAUUGAUUCUGAUGAUGAAUAUGAAGAAGAUGAUCCAGAUGAUGAUUUGGAAUUGUAA
This is a messenger RNA of Naegleria gruberi, 1449 nucleotides long. RefSeq lists its product as uncharacterized. The record is from RefSeq and is a predicted model, not a curated record. The transcript has a single exon. NCBI's taxonomy places the organism in Eukaryota, Heterolobosea, Eutetramitea, Acrasida, Naegleriidae. Gene Ontology annotation, molecular function: tRNA binding. Bases 1 to 1449 code for a protein of 482 amino acids. Gene Ontology annotation, cellular component: cytosol; elongator holoenzyme complex; nucleus. Gene Ontology annotation, biological process: tRNA wobble uridine modification.